AUGUCGGGGUCCCGAAUGGUUUUCGACGGCUUGUGGCGCUGUCUAUGCCCAUCUGUCGAUGCUCAUGUAGCUUCGAGGCUAUUGAGCUCACCUGCUCUUCCCCGACCAAAACGUCCAACGAAACAGCAUUUCUCGCAUGUCGAUACGCGCCACCACGUGCUUCGAACCCAGUGCCGUCGAUAUGGAGGAGGGCCUGCAUCCUCUGCAAUCCCUUCAAGCGAGAAUGGUCAUGGUAUUGGGGGUAAUCUCACACCACGAGAUGGCCUUGCUGAGGCAGAUCGACGGUACAAUGAACCCUCCGCCGAUAUCGAACCCGAUCCCAGCGCAGCGCUUCGAGUGGCGCCUGUGUCCGCCAUAUACGAAGCUUUAGAAGUCCUACGUGGCCAACAAAGGAGUUUUAAAAAAGUGGCACGAAUCCUCACACACUUGGUUACAGCUCGCGAUAUCGAGUUAACACCGGUUUUGUACGAACACUUGGCGACUGCCAUGGCUGAUGUGCAAGGCUCAGCAGCGAUGCUGGCACAGUUGUUUGCUGAAAUGCGACAGCUUCAGCUUACGCCAUCGCCGGCGAUUUGCCAUGCAGCUCUAGCGGCUCUUGCCAUUCACCCUGACUACUUGGUUCGAAACGAGGUUCUGAUGGCCAUGAAGCAGUCGUGGACGGAGGUCAGUAUCGAGGGGGAGAGCCAUAUAGCUCUCGGAUUGCUUCGCGACGGGCAAUACGAGCUUGCUCUCGAUAAACUGGAGGCCAUGAUCGACAAUCACGUGCCCAUCGACCCCUGGGUCUACGAUAUCUUUAUUUUCAUGUUUGCCCAACGGGGCUUCGUGGAAGAAGCCGUUAAACUGGCCCACAGCAAAGCGCAUGCCUCUGAAGGCGAAACGUACCUGGCGAUGUGGUAUAUGCUGCUGGAUGUCUGCAGUCAUGCGUACCACUACGAAGGUACAAGAUAUAUCUGGGGAAGACUGUUGGAGACGGAUAAAUAUAAUCUUUCGGACGGCGUCUUACUCAACAUUAUCAACACUGCGGCGAGACAUCAUGACUUCGAACUUGUCACGAAUGCGAACCGCCUGAUAGCACAGCGGGGAGGUAAGCUGCUCGCACACCAUUACGAACCAUUGAUCGACUGCUACGGCGGCAUCGGAGACUUGGAGGGCGCACUGCGCGUGCUUUGCAUCAUGUUCAACGCCAUCUCUGUCGCACCGUACGCCAGCACGCGCUCGAUAUAUGAGUGGAUCAAGAAACAGCCAGAGAGCCUGGAUUCGGCCCUCGAAGCCCUUAAGUCUUUGAUGAAAGAUUACAAGGUCCCGAUCGCGGCGCUCAAUGUCCUGAUCGAAGCUGCGGUUGAAACGCAGGGUUACGCGAAAGCUUUGCAGAUUUACAAAGACUCGCGUAAAUACACGGAGGCACCACCCAACCACGUCACUAUACGAUACCUCCUACAGUCCUGUAAAAACCCGGAACAUCUUCAAGCCCUAGUAGCAGAAGACCCUGAACUGGCUAUCAAGGGUGACCGGAAGGUCUUUGCGCAAGUUGUAUUCGAGCACGUCAUCUCGGGCGACCUUAACCUUGCGUAUAAGUGUGUCAAGCUUCUGGGCGAAGCUCCGGAGUCUGAGAACGGCUUGCAGCCUGAAGUUUGGAUCAACCAGCGCACUUUGCUGGCACUCGUCAGAAAGUCCCUCGAUGUGCAGGAUGAGCGUGUCUGGUGGUUGGUGGAGCAAGCCGAGAAGAGGAAUAUGGACGUCCAUUCUGGCAUAGCAAAGCUCAUGGCGUCGUUUGCGGAGGAAAUCAAGAGGACUACCGGGUUGAAGCAAGAGGACGGUGCUUUGGACGGCGAGUCUGAACCGCGACACCCUUCAACGUCGUAG
This is a messenger RNA of Colletotrichum truncatum, 1863 nucleotides long. Its product is annotated as pentatricopeptide repeat protein. NCBI's taxonomy places the organism in Eukaryota, Fungi, Ascomycota, Sordariomycetes, Glomerellales, Glomerellaceae. The record is from RefSeq and is a predicted model, not a curated record. Gene Ontology annotation, molecular function: protein binding; mRNA binding.